CCGCGGCCAGCUUCGAGAGAUGCGGUGUACGCGCGAAGGUUCGCGGUAGUGAACGGGAAAGAAAGAGAGAGAGAGGGGGAGAGCGAAACUCAAACUCGUCUUUCUCUCUCAGUAUCUCGUGUAUUGACGGCGGAGUUGACCCGAUCGCCACGGUAACGGGCGCACCGAGGCGGAGCGUGUCGAGGCGGUGUCACUCCAGAUCGGCACAGUGCGUGGGCGCGAUAAUUUGUGUCUCCCCCGUGUUCUCACUCUCUUUCUCUCUCCCUACCACCCAUCCACCCUCCCUCCCCCUAACCCUUUCUCCUACCUUCUCAUUUUCUUUCUCUCUCACUCUCAUCUCUCCUCUCCCAACAUAGUCAAGACGUACCGUUAAUUACGCGACUCUCCUACUACCCCUACCCAUUGAUGUCCCCGCCGUCGCGUAACUCGUGCAUGCCUUUCGCUACGUGCAUCGUGCAUUGCGCGCGUCCAAGGACGCGCGUCCUCAUCCCCGGGCGGCAGCAGCAACCUUGGCGGAGACACGCCGCACAUCCCGGCCGCAGGACCAUCACUCUGGAAGGUUAGGUUAGAUUCGCGCAAAUGAAGGAUGUUAGGUGAGGAAGUUCGCGAGACCGGCUGAAUUGCGGACUCGCCAAGAUGAUGGGUAGCAUGCCGAGCGGGCGGAUGAGGAGGAUCCUCCUCUUCCUCGUCCUGAUGACCGGAGUCCUGUUGAUUGCCAUGUACGCGCACGCUCCUCCGCUCGCAUCGCUCCAACCGAUCGCAUCACGUCGGACAUUUCAAAGUCCAUGGUCCUGGGCGUGCGUGGCGAAUCGAUGCGAGAAGCGAGCAGUGAGAUCCUCAAGAACAUCUCUGGCCACCUGCACUGCGCAUUGCGGAGGUAACACUCGCCUAUUGUGGCCUAGACCAACUAAAAACGUCGUAUUGGGCGACGAAAGUGUCAUCCUGCAUCUUCAACAAAUCGAGUUCGUCUUUGAUACGAACGAUAAAGAGACGAAGGAUCUGUUGGAACACGCGCAGGAUGUCUUCAUCGGGAACAUUAGAAGUCUGGUGAAGGUGCUUAACGCUAAAAGCCGAUCCGGUGUCGACUCUUUCAUCAUAUACCUGAGCGCUGAGGACGCGAGAGGCGCUACUUUGACUCUGGAUACCGACGAGUCCUACAAAUUGGAACUCAUGCCCAAGGGAAAGAUCCUCAUGGCCAAGAUCUGGGGAAAAAGCUACUUUGGCUUGCGUCACGGACUCGAAACUCUCAGUCAGCUGAUCUGGUGGGACGAGGCCGCCGCCAAGCAAGGUGCUCUUCGUGUUCUUACACGAGCCUCUAUCGAGGAUAAACCCGCGUUUCCUUAUCGUGGUCUUCUCGUCGACACCGGUAGACAGUUCUUUCCGGUCGAAGAACUGAAGAGAGUGAUCGACGGCAUGGCGGCUACAAAACUCAAUACCUUACAUUGGCACCUCACCGACUCGCAGAGCUUUCCGUUUGAUUCGGCACAAUACCCGGAAAUGGCAAGGUGGGGUGCUUACAGCGAGGACAGAAUUUACACGCCCGACGACGUGAAGGACCUCACGGAUUAUGCGAGGAUACGCGGCGUACGAAUCAUCGUUGAGAUUGAUUCUCCGGCCCACGCCGGUGCCGGAUGGCAAUGGGGUAUGGAGCAUGGUUUUGGCGAGCUGGCGUUAUGUGUGGACCAGCAGCCGUGGGCAUCAUACUGUGGUGAGCCAAACUGCGGCCAAUUGAAUCCCAUAAAUGAACACUCGUAUCGAAUACUCGAGGGUCUCUAUCGAGAGUUGUUAGACUUGACUGAAGUGCGCGACGUAGUGCACCUCGGUGGCGAUGAAGUAAAUCUUGAUUGCUGGGCGCAGUAUGGCAAUAUCACCUUAGCCAUGCAAGCACAGAACAUGACAGACUAUCACGAACUGUGGGCCGAGUUUGAGAAGAAAAUGUUGCAACGUGUUAUUAAAGCAAAUCAUGAUCGAGUGCCGAAAGUGGUGAUUCUGUGGAGCUCACCGUUGACGAAACGGCCGUACAUCACCACAUACUUCGACCCGAAGAUCCAUGUGAUUCAAUCGUGGGGUGCCAGCAAUUGGCCUGAAACGUCAGACCUGUUGGAGGACGGGUUUCGCGUGAUACUGUCACAUGUGGAUGCGUGGUAUUUAGACUGCGGCUUUGGCAGGUGGCGAGAGAGUGGCGAGGCCGCGUGCGGUGAAUAUCGCACUUGGCAGACCGUUUAUAAUCACCGUCCGUGGAGGGAGUACCCCCAGGAACAAGUGUCCUUGGUUCUCGGCGGCGAAGCGGCUAUCUGGAACGAACAAACUGGACAGUCGUCUUUGGGACCUCGACUAUGGCCUAGAGCAUCAGCGUUCGCCGAACGACUGUGGAGCGACCUACCGAUGACGAGUUACUCCACGGACGAGAACGUUUACACCAGACUAGCUGCGCACAUCGAAGUUCUAACUAGCAGAGGCAUCAAGACAGAAUCCAUGUGGCCACACUGGUGUUCCCAGAACCCCGGAAAGUGUCUCUGACCGAGCGUUAGAAAUGCGCGAACUAUCGACCAACUGUUCUACGAGUAUUGUACUUAUACAUUGUAUUGUACAGCGCCGAUAAUCGUGUAAAGACUAGACUAAUGCUGUCAAUGUAAGCCGAGAGUGGUUUCUAUACCAGGAACCUAAUAUCGUGAAUAAUGUCCAUCUGCUAUUGAUUUUUGUAACAGCUAAUUUUGUGUCAACUUAUUUUAUCUUUUAUUUUUUGCAAUAUAUACAUAUCGCAGAUACUCAAGUAGCCGAGAGAUAUUCGAAAGACUCAGGUAACCGGGUACUCGAACAUUGAUAGCAUUGGACUGGACAUCACGAGGAGCGGUAGAGUUUAUCGCGAGCUCGCUCCUCGCUUUCGGUUUAUUAACACAUUGCGAUCCGCGGCCUGUACUAAGUCAUCACGUAUAAUUGUACGAAUAAGUCGUACCUAUAAUACGUGCCAUGCUUCUCUCGACGCAUAUAAUUGUCAAUAAGAAAAUAAUUGUUAAAGUUAUUAAGGUAUACAUCAGAUUAUAUAAUAUUAUAAUAUGUUAUAAAUAAUACUAUAAUAUUAUAAAUACUUGUAAUAUGAUAAUACAAGUAUAUCUCUCAGUUACAAUAGAUCCAAUGUUUAUAUUUUAACAAAUUCAUUGUAACGAUAUCAAUCGUAAAGAUGGAUUGAUUGCGUCGAGUCUGAGUUAUCAGCGGAUUGUAUCGUACUGUAUAACCGUAUCGAUAAGCCUGAUGGCUAAAUGCUGUCGAUGGACCGCAAUGUGUUAAUAUCUUGUAACAGAGACAUUUAACCGUAGAUAUUUAUACAGCUUAUAGCUAUUAAAGCGAUAGAAACGACAAGAUGAUAUUGUUUCAUGAUAUAUCUGGCACGCACCGACGAAUUUUGAUCUAUCAAUGUGCACGGUGUAACGUAUAAGCGUUUACACUAUAUCAUCUUUUUUUACUAUAUCAUCGUACUUAAAUGUCUCUGUUGUAGGAUAUUAAUGAUUUAAGCUAUACUGUUAAGAUACAUAACGUAUAUUUUUCGGUGAGCGGCUUCGGUUUUGCAUGUCUGCAGAUAUUAGUAAUAUAGCAGUAAAUAUCCGAUCAUUGUGAGAAAAAAAUUAUUUGGAUGUUCGAGUUACCGUGAUUAGUGUAUAUAGUAUCUUGGGAAAACAAAAGGCAAAAUCAACUGAUGCAAAAUCAGUCGCUACGAAAAUUAAUUACAGAUAAAACACAGUCGUUAUACGCGAAUUUAUUAUCCGCAAUUUUUUAUUCCGGAUAUCUGACUACAGACACGCGAAAUAAUUAGUUUCGGCGACAGUCGUGGCAAUCGUAUUGACGAUCAAUGAAUACUGGAAUUGAUCUAAUAUUUAAAAAAAAAUAUAUUGAAGAAAAUAAAUUAUAAAAGUAAUAUAUAUAUAUAAAAUAAUAUAAAAAAUAUAUAAAUAUGAUAAAAUAUAUGUAAAUAAGAUGCGACUUUCGACGAUCAUACACGAAAGCCGAACCGAUUGCAGAAAGAUAUAUGUUAUGACGUGUCUCUGUUAUGACGUGCUGCUACACGGAUUUAACAUAAAGUGAAUGUUGAAUACAUGAUGUUGUUCGCUUAACUUUCCCACAAAAGCCGUCUUCGUUUCUUCACCCAUUCAAGCAAAAUGCAUUUUAAAAAUAUACAAACAAUAUGAAUGCUUUA
This is a messenger RNA of Odontomachus brunneus, 4192 nucleotides long. RefSeq names its product probable beta-hexosaminidase fdl (gene fdl). The transcript has 7 exons. Bases 637 to 2520 code for a protein of 627 amino acids. NCBI's taxonomy places the organism in Eukaryota, Metazoa, Arthropoda, Insecta, Hymenoptera, Formicidae. Gene Ontology annotation, molecular function: beta-N-acetylhexosaminidase activity. The record is from RefSeq and is a predicted model, not a curated record. Gene Ontology annotation, biological process: glycosaminoglycan metabolic process; carbohydrate metabolic process; ganglioside catabolic process. Gene Ontology annotation, cellular component: membrane.